AUGACAGUGCCAGGUUUAUCUGGAUUUAUAAAUUCAAAAUUCCAAGGUACAUGUAUUAAAGAAAGGGGUAAUGGAAAAAUAAAGGUUGAUCAUUUAUUCGUUGAUGUAAAUAAUUUAUUGUAUAGAAAAUACAAAUAUUCUAAAACAAAACCAGAUAGAACUUUAUUUGAUAUUGUAAAUUUACAAAUCUAUUCACUUUUUGAUAAGGUUGAUGUUGAAAAAUCAAUUUUCUUUGCAGUUGAUGGUCCAGGUCCAAUAUCAAAAUUUAGUGAGCAAAAAGAUAGAAGAUUUAAAAAUGAUGCAUUACCAAAUUUUUUACAUAAACUUAAUACUAAAAAAUUAAAUUUACAAGAGGGAGAUGAAAAUAAAUCAGAUCUUCAACUUGUUGAAGAUAGUUGGUUUGAUCAAUCAUCAAUAGUUGAAGAUAAAUGUUAUACAUCAGAUUCAUUUACAUCAGGUACAGAUACUAUGGGUUAUGUAAAAGCAAUUUUAUAUUCAAUUACUAAAAAUUUUAAGUGGAAAGGUUAUUUCGAAGAUUUAGAAAAUGUUUAUAUUUCACCACAUGAUCGUUAUGGUGAAGGUGAAUGGAAAAUUUUUGAAAUGAUUAAUAGUGAUAAUAUUAAACCUAGAGAACCAAUUUUAAUUUAUUCAAGUGAUUCAGAUGUAAUUUUAUUUUCAAUAUUAGCAAAAAAUAAAUCAAUUAAUAUUUGGAAUAAGGAAUCAGAUUUAAUAACUGAUGUUGAUAAACUUAAAGAAUCUAUUCAAAGAUUUAUAAUUGGUGAAACCAUUUCUAAAGAAAUUGAUUUUAAAGAUCUUAAUUUUCAAAAUGGUGUUGGUAGACAAAUUUUAGUAGAUUUUGCAAAUCUUUGGAUUUUAGGUGGUACUGAUCAUUUUGUAAAAGUUAGUGGUUGCACAGUAGAAAAUUUAAUUUCAGGGUAUAUUUCAUUCAUCAAUGAAAAUAUAAAUUUCAAUAAAGAAACUAAAACUUUAUCAGAAUUUACAAAACCACUUUAUAAUGAAGAAACUGGUGAAUACAAUUAUAAACUAUUAAGAGAUUUAAUUUUAAGUAAUUCAAAAGAAGAAAAAAUUUUUUUUACAAAAUUACCAGCACCAACUGGUUUAAACAAAUUUAAAUUAUCAAAUAAAAUUGAACAAUUCAUUAGAUUUUCUGAAUAUAAAAUUGAAAAUAAAAAUAAUUUUAAAAAUAAAAUUGAAAAUGAAAUUGGAAAUGAAAUUCAAAAUGAAAAUGAAAAUGAAAAUGAAAAUGAAAAUGAAAAUGAAAAUGAAAAUGAAAUUGAAAAUGAAAAUGAAUUAAUUUUUAAGAAAUUAAAUGUUUAUAAUGUAUUGGUAAGUGAAAAUGAAGAAGUAGAACAAUAUAAAAAUAGAGCAGUAUCAGCAUUAAGGUAUUAUGCAAGUUCGGUUGGAAAAUCACAAACUAAUCCUAAAUUUAUAAAAAAAGAUGGUUGUGUUCAAUUAGUUUGUGAAGGUUUAGUAAUUGAUACAGAUAAUUCAAUGAAAGAAUUAAUUUCAAAAUUCCUUAAACCGUCACACCCAUUUUGGGUUAAAAACAUUCCAAACAUUCAAAAACCAAAGCAUUUAUUAAGAUUAAACUCAAUUUUAACUGCAAACAUAAGUGGUGAUAUAUAUCUAGGUUUAAAAAAUCAAUUAGAAAUGAAUUCUUAUACUGAUGAACUUUAUACACCAUUGGAGUUGGUGAAUUUGUUUUUAUAUGGCUUGAAUUGGAAUUUCCCAAUAUUUUAA
This is a messenger RNA of Dictyostelium discoideum AX4, 1761 nucleotides long. RefSeq lists its product as hypothetical. NCBI's taxonomy places the organism in Eukaryota, Evosea, Eumycetozoa, Dictyosteliales, Dictyosteliaceae. The record is from RefSeq and is a predicted model, not a curated record. The transcript has 3 exons. Bases 1 to 1761 code for a protein of 586 amino acids.